Cornus florida is the source of this 1947-nucleotide messenger RNA. RefSeq lists its product as uncharacterized. The transcript has 5 exons. Gene Ontology annotation, molecular function: ubiquitin protein ligase activity. The record is from RefSeq and is a predicted model, not a curated record. Bases 970 to 1626 code for a protein of 218 amino acids. NCBI's taxonomy places the organism in Eukaryota, Viridiplantae, Streptophyta, Magnoliopsida, Cornales, Cornaceae.
CUUCUUAUUUGAAAGAUUGCUGAACAAUAGUUCCAUACUCUUUACAUUGUUUAUUGAUAAUUUAGUAGGAAAAACGUAUGUUCGACCUUUUUCCUAUUUCUAAAUCCCCAAUUAUCAAUCUUUUAUACGGUAUCCCUAGUACGAGUAUAAGAUUUACCUUCUAUCCUCGAAUUUUACUUAGUUAAUCUAGAAUUAUAUUUGAAUGGUCUUCUAGACAAAAGGUAUGCCUCCGAAUGAGUACUCAAUUGGGGAAUAACAAAUAUUUUGUCUCGCUUAAAAAAUAUUGGAUUCUGGAGAACUUGGGUUUCCUUUGUAGGUGUGGAGCAAGUAAUACAUGUGAAGCAGGAGGGUUCAAGACUUCAAAUACCUCAGGAAAUAUUUGAUUUUUCUGAGGUACCUCAGUAGUGGUAGCAUUAGCUAAGAUUCAUGAUUCAAGUGGGGGAAUAUCACUCCAUUUGAGUGUUCUGGGAGUUGCAACUGUGGCUUUUUCAAGGUUGGCUUGGACAAGAACAGUGGCGUCCUCAGGUUGGAUUGGUUUAAUAAACUGAGGAUUUAUGGUGGUCAUGGUUUUGUCAUAGAUUCUGUAACUGAGAUUAAUAUUUUUCGCAUUGGUUUUCAUGCGAUAUCUUUGCGUUUGGACAUGAAUUGUCAGAACAUCUAAUAUAUGAGGGUCAUUUAGGACAACAGAAAAAUUAGGAUAACAGUUAAAUUAAACUGGUCCUUGACAGAGACUUGUUUCCACCAUGCCAAGUAAGGACUCUUCGAAUCCUAAGUGACGAAAGUCUCGGAGGUUAACCAAGAGGGACGUCUUUAUCUUGUGUCGGUCAUAGGUUUAAGUCCUACCAGAACUAAGUCUGUUUUAAUUCAAAUUCGGGAAAAUAUAAAUCAUUAACUUUUAACUUCGGGAAUUGUCCAAUUAACAACUUCCAACACGAGAGAAAGAGUGAGGUAGAGGUCGAAUUGAGUGAGAUGGGGGAGGGACCUAGUGAUAGAAACAGUAAGGUGAGAGAAACUAGUGAGAGCGAGAUAGGUUCCAAUCCAAAACCUAGCAGGAGAGACUCCAAUGCUCCUCCUUCCGAUGACUGUUGUCCAAUCUGUGUCGAAGCCUUCGUCAUUCCUUCCCAAGCUCAGUGUGGCCACUGGUACUGCGCUGGUUGCAUUUUGCAGUACUGGAAACAUGGUUCAGAGCUUCAGCCUUGCAAGUGCCCCAUGUGCUCUCGACCCAUUUGUAAGUUGACACCAGCAACAUCGAUGCACUACCAGCAGGAAGAGGGGGUUGCUGAGGUUCUGGAAAAUAUUUGGACAUACAACCACCUUUUCGUUGGAGGCAUAUAUGGUCUCAUCCAUAAAGUACUUGUGUUACCAUUGAUCAUCAAGAGAAUAUAUCGAGAUAUGAUGAAUCCUGAUAGAGCUCUUCAUCACCUUCACAAAGCACACUUCGUUGCAAUAUUGCUGGGUGCCCUCUACAAUUUCUGCUCCUUUGACUUCCUUAAAACAGGGGAUCUGAGUGCCGUUGACUUCUUCGACUUCUGUACUACCGCUUUGGUAGGCAUCCUAUACUUGAUUGGUCUUUGUCGCAUCCGUCGUCUCCAACAUGGGGUACGGUCGGCUGCCAUCCGAUCUUGAAUUUACUGCAACGGCUGUCCUCAGUCUAAACCCUCGGAAAGAUUCUUGAUGCUGAUGUGUUCUUGGUGGUUUUUUGUGUGCCUGCUGCUCUAUACAACUGAAUUUGCAUAUGAACAAAACAUUCUAUUUGUUCGAUCCUUUUUGUUUUGUUUCUCAAUAGAAAGUAAACGAAAUAUGUUAGGUACUAUUCUCACAAUAAAUUCUUAGUUGGAGUACCUGAAACCAUUGUAACAACAAAUGUCUUAUUUGUUGUGCUGAAACAGAAGGCCAAGAAAAUGCCCAUGUAACUUCUGUAUAGUAAUUCCUUGUUUCGUUUCUUAA